ACCGAACUAAACAACCCAAACCAAAUAAACUCCACACCCAAAUCCAAACCCAAAUUCAAAAAAAAGUAACCCUCUUUUUUCCCUCUUUCGCUUUCUUCCCCCUAUCUUAUACCCUCAUAACCACAACUUCCAGACAGACCAGACUACCUCCUCUCAGCCAUUCAUGGCGAGGAAGAAUAAUAAUCGGAAGAGCCCAACGGUAGCUUCGGGGUCGAGGGGUUCUGGAACCGGUGCCGUUUCCCAGGCGUUGCGGCUGAGGCGCUGGAUAGAUAUUCAACUUAAGGAUGUGCUCGAGGAGAGGGCGAGGGGAAACUGGACAGAGGAAGAUGAACGUGAAUGGCGGAGGACGAAGCCCUAUGAGUGCGAAACGUGCAAUGAGAGGUCGUCCACGAGAUAUAAUAACAACAGACAUAAACUUAAUAAGCACUCUACGAAGAAAGUCCUGAACUGUACGUUUCCGGGAUGUAAAUUGGUGUUCACGAGACCUGAUAACCUCGCCAAACACCAGAAGAAGCAUCAUUCUGCGAGUCAGAAUGACCCAGAGGACGAGCCACGCGAUGAUGUGGAGAAGUUGACGUCUCAAUUCUGGAGGCGCUUCCCCAUUGCAGACGAUUUGCCUAAAAAGCCAGUGGAUGGGCUCAGGAUUUACUAUACUCCUGGGAAACUCCCUUUCUUACCUCCGGAGGUCAUUUCCCAUUAUGCGGAUUACUACUUUGCCCCCACGGCCUUUCAUCCGUUUCUCCCAUUGCUGCAUAAGCCCACCUUUCAACCCACAACCGUUUUGGCGAGCUUCCUCAGAAGUGUAUGCGCGCUUGGUGGGCGUUACGAUCCGACGAAUCAGACGCUUCGGGAGCAGCUGUGGGAGGCAGGGCUUCGUGUGAUGGAAAGGUGGAUUGAAAGGGGACCUGAUGAUGGAGGUGAUCUGGAGCCUCCCGCUAGCAUGAGCCCUCCUCCAUUGGUGAAAACCGAAAGUCCUCAGGCAAUGGUGCAUCCCCAUCCUCCUUCAUCCAGUGCUGGAGAUGGAGAUAGACAAUCUGUGAAGUAUGCCGAUCGGAGUCAGCGGGAGGGUACGCUCUGCGUGCUACAGGGUCUGCUAUUAUUUGCCUUUUAUGGGCUGUUCUCGGAGGAGAAAGAGAAGCAUAAGAAGGGUAGGGUUCUGCUUGCUAGAGCUAUUGCGAGGGACUAUGGGUACUUUAGUCCUGCCCCUGGGCACAUCCCCCAGGAACUUCCGCCCGAUCAACAAUGGAAGAUAUUCGUUGAGAGAGAGUCCAGGAAGAGGGUGGCAUUCACAAUUUACCUUGUGGAUUGCUAUGUGUCUUUUACAUUUGAAACCCCUCGGCUGCUCCGCCACACUGAGCUUAGGAAUCUCCCCCUGCCCUGCGACGCUCAAUUGUUUGAAGCCCCGACUGCCCAAGCAUGGAACCACAAGUAUUACACUAUGCGCAUCCACGGUUCUCGGAUGGUCCCCCCUCCCCUAUUCCUCAAGACCCUCCGCAUUCUGCUCAAUGGUAAUGGCCACCACGAACUCCUGGAUGCUGGCGGCCUUGGGAGCAAUUUUUCUGCAUUGAUUCUCGCGACAGCGAUCCAGAUGGAAAUCCUAGACUUGACUCGCAAGGUUGCUGAUGACAUAGACGCCCAAUACGAGACUGGGAUAUUGGCCCUGGAAGAAGGUGCCGCGUGGGAGGGUGUCGACGUCUUUGCCCCGGAGAGCCAGGAGGGUCUCGAGAAGUUACGAAUGGGCUUGACAACCCUGGGUCUAAUAUCCGGCAUCGGCAAUCUCUUCACUCCAUACGCCGAGCACCUCACCGUUUUCCCUCCAGUAACUACCUAUGCCUCUACCAGCCCCACUCUUUUGGCCUCUGCUCUCCAAGGUUGUGAGAAGGCAUUCUAUAUCCUCAUGCACCUUGCCCUCGUCCAACUCGUGAUCCCAGACCGCAUGGUCCUUCACAAAAAGGACGUCCCAAUGGAUCUCUACACGGCCCUCGCGUCCACGGUCCACGGCGCAAAGGCCCGCGUAGCAGCGAACAACCCUGCAACCCUCCAGCACUUCAUGCACGUCCUCGACCAAUCCAAUGUCCUUUCACACCUUCUCUCCCUCCUCCGCGUUCUCCUUGCCCCGCAAUCGGCUUAUGAUGAGAACGCCCGCAACACCGAAUUCCCCAUCGUUACAGUCCUAAUAUUUAAAGCGUUGAUGGUGGUCUGGGAGAUCAUCGUCCGCGUGGAGAACCCACCCUCUCCGCAGGAGGAAAUGUACCUCUGGCACGCGUACGGUCUUGACGGUAGCCCGAAUCAGGUCUUCACGCAAGACAUGGUUGUCAAGCCUGUUGACGCUUUCAGGUAUGAAUUGCUGGGAUUGCUGGUCCAGUGGGAGGUUAGGAAUGAGGAAACGGAGGGAUUAGAGAGCCUUGAGUGGAGGUACUUGAGAUGGAUGAAGGCGGUUUUCACCGAGAUGGAACAGUGGGGUGUUGGCGAGGGUGUAGUGCAAGCGCUAGAUUAUGGACUCUUUGGGUAGGUAUCAACCUCUAGAUUCGGUCAUCCUUGUUACUUUUUCCCCUUUAUCUUUGAUUUAUGGCCUUGACUGGUUAUCUGUUUAUCCUACGUUUGUCUUUGGUGUCUGGUGCGAUGAGUGUAAUGCGAACGGGAGAAGGGAGUCUAAUGAUUGAUGGGAACUCUUUCUCUCUCCUUUUUCUUCAGGAUAGUUGGGUGGAGGGAGAAGGAAAGUCUGGAACUUUUCUUUAUUUUGUCCUAAACUUUUUCCAACUGGUAUGCUUAUCUCAUUUUUCUUAUUCACCCAAGUUGGGAUUUACUGCUUUUCUCGUUAUUGUUUUUGUUUUUAUUAUUAUUGCAUGGAAACUAGAUUAGUGGUCUCCAGAGGGGCGGAGUAUAUGAGCAUUUCUGUGGGUUAGAAUUAAUUACAUAUGCACUUUUCGAUA
Molecule: messenger RNA, 2933 nt
Organism: Tuber melanosporum (Perigord truffle)
Lineage: Eukaryota; Fungi; Ascomycota; Pezizomycetes; Pezizales; Tuberaceae
Exons: 9
Coding region: 164-2512 (782 amino acids)
Biological process (GO): regulation of transcription by RNA polymerase II; DNA-templated transcription
Cellular component (GO): chromatin
Molecular function (GO): RNA polymerase II cis-regulatory region sequence-specific DNA binding; zinc ion binding; DNA-binding transcription factor activity, RNA polymerase II-specific
Source: RefSeq, a predicted model, not a curated record